AUGGCCAUCCUCGGAGACACGAUGCGACACCUCGCAGGCCUUUCUGUUUUUGUCGCUGCAUUCUCUGUAUACCGUGCCUAUACAGAUAGCGAUGCGGCAAGCGGUUUGAAGAGUGAUGGAGUCCCAGUGUGUUCCGAAGGGAAGGAGGUGGGCCUCACACUGUCAUUCGAUAGACCGGCAGCAGCAUUUAGUUGCGACAAGUCUCUCAGGCAGAUUAUACCUCCUCUGCCUCCCGAUAUUGGAACGCCUGGGAAAUUCUUCGAGGGUUUUGCAGAUGAAGAAGGUAUAAUGGCAGCUCGAUUCCCUUCCCCUAACUUCGCGAUUUUUAGGGGCACCAAGAACGGCGAGUACAUCCUAGAAGCAGGCUCACUCCCGCCCGUUGGCGGCACGUGGUACCUUUUCUGUGUGCCCACUGACUCUGAUCAGGGUGCCGGGCCUGUCACGGCAACCAAACGGUGUCGUGUGGCGGUGAACAUCAAGGGUACAGCUCCGAUCCACCAGCAGUGCACAACGGUAGGAGGGACCGUUCAUCUUCGGAUUCACGCCGCAGGUUACGCGGUCACAUUCGGAUGCGGCUAUAAUUUCCCAAACCUCGACCCACCUUUGCCCAGCACUGAGGUGUACCUUGGCCGCGACUGCGCCGUUAAACAAAAAUUGACCGCGGUGGUUGCUGACGCGGAGGUGGCGGAAACCCCCACAGAACAACUCUAUACUCUGAUGGUGCCGUACCUUCCGCCAUCUGAUCAGCUUUUGUGCUAUAAGUGUGCGAACGGGUCGAAGGCACAGUGCACAGCUUUCAUUGAAGUUCCGGGGUCACCUGUCCCGAUCACCACAUCCACCACGACAUGCAGUACCACUUCUGGGGCUCCGCCAGUCCCCCUACAACCAUUCUUGUACUUCGUAGUUGCAGCUCUAGCUUUUAUCUAG
Besnoitia besnoiti is the source of this 927-nucleotide messenger RNA. RefSeq names its product SAG-related sequence SRS60A. The record is from RefSeq and is a predicted model, not a curated record. Lineage: Eukaryota; Apicomplexa; Conoidasida; Eucoccidiorida; Sarcocystidae. The transcript is spliced from 2 exons. Bases 1 to 927 code for a protein of 308 amino acids.